AUGGGCGUCCCGCCGGGUUCGCAGGCAGCUCCACUUCCGAGCAAUCUGCCCUUUCGACUCGUCUCCAAGACGAUCGGAUCCGGCGCAUAUGCAGCUAUUCGCAAGGCAGUACCCAAGGACAAGCCGAAACCCGUCAUCGCCGUCAAGUUCAUCAACAAAGAGCAUGCCUUCAAGGUAGGCCGAUUGCGGCCCAAGCAGAUUGAGCUCGAGAUCAGUUUGCAUGGACAGGUGUCGGGCCACGCCAACAUUAUCCGCUUCUUGUCGCACGGCGACGACCAAUCAUGGAUCUGGAUUGCCAUGGAGCUGGCCGAGGGCGGCGACUUGUUUGACAAAAUCGAGGCCGACGAGGGAGUAGGUCAAGACAUUGCCCACUUUUACUUCAAGCAGCUCGUCAAUGCCAUCGCCUGGUGCCAUGGCAAGGGUGUCGCCCACAGAGACAUCAAGCCCGAGAACAUGCUGCUGACGGCCAACGGUGACCUGAAGCUGGCAGACUUUGGCCUUGCUACGGCCUUCCUCAACCCCAAGACUGGAGACUCCAAGAUGUGCGGCCUGGUAUGCGGCAGUCCACCGUACAUCGCCCCCGAGAUCAUCCAGGUCGGUUACGCGAAUCAAAAGAGGAAGCAUGGCGAGGGAAAGUUUGGCUACAACCCCAACCUCUCAGACAUCUGGAGUUGUGCCAUUGUGCUGUUUGUGCUGUUGGUAGGCAACACGCCUUGGGACCAGCCCGAGCCGCAAAAGAGCGACGAGUUCUACCAUUUCUGCGAGACACAAGGCCGUCCCGAAGACGAGCUCUGGGACAAGAUACCCUCGGAAGCCUUGAGUCUGCUUCGAGGCAUGCUCAAGGUCGACGUCACGGAGCGCUUCAAGCUGAACGACAUCCGCAUCCAUUCAUGGUACACGCGUCCGAACAAAUUCAUGAACUCCAAAGGCACCGUCUCGGACUCGGUCGGCCUGGCCACCAACAUGAUCGAACGCCUGCACAUUGACUUCACCACCGUAUCCGACUCACAAAGUCAACCGCAACCCAAACAAGUCGAAUCACAACCUGCACCCGCCCUCAUGUCUACACAACCCGUCACCCCAGCAUUCGACCAACCCUUUGACUGGGAAGCUCCGCCACGACUGGCAGGCCUCACAGCUUCCCAACCAGUAACCGCACACGACUCUUCUCGUGUCGCCAUGACUCACGACCUCAUCGCCGCCCAGCUCUCGCAAGAACCGCACAUGACCCAGUUCAGCCAAAGCCAUAACGUCCCUCUGUCCCUAACGCAAAAUGCCCGCCGCUUCCGCGAUAUCGUGCCCGCGCAAUCGCUCGCUCGCUUCUACUCAUACCAAGCUUUGCCUCAGCUGCUGGGCACCAUUCGCAGCGCUCUGCAUACACUCAAUGUACCCAUUCCUGCCGCUGCAGCUGCCGACGACAAGGCGAAGCAAGCCCAUGUUCGUAUCCGCAUGGUCGACGGCCGCAAGCAAGGACUCAGCGGCAAUGUAGUGCUCGAGUCUAUCGCCGAAGAUGGUCUUGUGGAAGUCAGAUUCGUCAAGGCAAAGGGCGAUCCACUUGAGUGGCGUAGAUUAUUCAAGAGGGUUGCCGUGCUCUGCCGGGAUGCGAUUCUCAUGCCUAGGGAGUAA
Aureobasidium namibiae CBS 147.97 is the source of this 1626-nucleotide messenger RNA. RefSeq names its product kinase-like protein. Gene Ontology annotation, molecular function: ATP binding; protein kinase activity. Gene Ontology annotation, cellular component: nucleus; cytoplasm; site of double-strand break. Gene Ontology annotation, biological process: mitotic G2 DNA damage checkpoint signaling; protein phosphorylation. The record is from RefSeq and is a predicted model, not a curated record. The coding region runs from base 1 to 1626 and encodes 541 amino acids. The transcript has 3 exons. NCBI's taxonomy places the organism in Eukaryota, Fungi, Ascomycota, Dothideomycetes, Dothideales, Saccotheciaceae.